AUGGUAAAAUUGAACCUUCUACUAGCCUUGUUGGCUACAGCACAGGCCAAUGCUGCUUCAUUGGGCUGGCCCUGGUCUCCACCUCCGACUGACAGAAGCAAUGUGGAUUACCCCAAGACUUGUCUGGUAAAGCCUAAUGGACAUGGUAAAGAUGAUGCUCAGUCAAUCUUGAAUGCCAUGAAAACUUGUAACAAUGGUGGUGCUGUUGUAUUCCAAAAGAACAACCUGUAUACUAUCGGCUCACCUUUGGAUCUGACGUUUUUGAGGGAUAUUGAUAUUUACAUUGAUGGUACUAUUCAAUUUACGAAUGAUAUUCCCUACUGGACUGAGCACAGUUUUAAAUUUGCUUAUCAGAAUGGCUCGGCAUUUUGGAAAUUUGGUGGUUCUGGAGUCAAUAUUAUUGGCGGUGAAGAGGGUGUGAUUGAUGGACAAGGCGGUAAUUGGUGGACCGAGUUCCAAACUAAUAGCCAACUUCAACGACCAGUACUUCUAUUGCUAGAUGGUCUUGAGAAGUCGUCUGUAACUAAUCUAAAGAUGAUCCAGCCUCCUUCUUAUUUCAAUUUUGUUGCCAAUUCUUCUCAAAUCAAUUACAAUGGACUUACAUUGAACGUCACUCCUAUCGGUGACUUCACUCCUAAAAACACUGACGGAUGGGAUACGUAUAAAUCCGACUUGAUCUCGAUCCAGAACUCUUAUAUUAACAACAACGACGACUGUGUGUCCUUCAAGCCCAAUACCACCAAUGUGAUUGUUCAGAACUUGGCAUGCAAUGGUUCUCAUGGUAUCUCCGUCGGUUCUUUGGGCCAAUACGUUGGCGAGUAUGACAUUGUUCAGAACGUCUUGGUUACCAAUGUUUCCAUGAGCAAUGCUCAGAACGGCGCUAGAAUUAAAGCAUAUCCAGGUCGUCCUGCCGGUAGCACCGUGUUGGAUAACGGCGGUGGUUCUGGUAUUGUUGAGAAUAUUAUGUUCAAGGACUUCCAUGUUGACAAUGUAGACUAUGCUAUCGACUUAACGCAGUGCUAUGGUGGUUCUUCGACCAUUGCUCCUGAAAUCUGUCAACAAAAUCCUGCCGAUGUUAUAAUCAAGGACAUAUUCUUUGUGAAUGUUACUGGAACAACUUCCAAGAAGAUUAAUCCAUACAGUGGUGAACUAACCUGUAGUAGCCCUAACGUAAGUAUUUCACACGAGGAUUCAGAUAUUGGUAGACAACUAACUAACUAA
Sugiyamaella lignohabitans is the source of this 1221-nucleotide messenger RNA. RefSeq names its product Pgu1p (gene PGU1). Gene Ontology annotation, molecular function: polygalacturonase activity. Gene Ontology annotation, biological process: carbohydrate metabolic process. The record is from RefSeq and is a predicted model, not a curated record. The coding region runs from base 1 to 1221 and encodes 406 amino acids. NCBI's taxonomy places the organism in Eukaryota, Fungi, Ascomycota, Dipodascomycetes, Dipodascales, Trichomonascaceae. The transcript has a single exon.